Messenger RNA from Westerdykella ornata, 2196 nucleotides. Its product is annotated as HET-domain-containing protein. The coding region runs from base 220 to 2196 and encodes 658 amino acids. NCBI's taxonomy places the organism in Eukaryota, Fungi, Ascomycota, Dothideomycetes, Pleosporales, Sporormiaceae. The record is from RefSeq and is a predicted model, not a curated record. The transcript has 3 exons.
UCAACGACGGCUAUUUGGAUCUGAUCUCGCUGUAUCUGUUGAGACAUUCACUCUGGUGAAGUCAUGCUGUAGAAUACGCAGCCGUGAUAAGAGCUUCCAGCGCCCGUCCAGUUAAUUAUGCAGCUGCCUGCAGUUAUAUGUAUCCCCAUUCUCAUGUAGAGAGCUACACGACAGUUAAUACUACAGACACACAUAGAGUGCGAUAUCGAUCCCUAUCAGAUGUCUAUCAACUACCGCCCCCUCCAAAAUCCUAUCAAAGAAAUUCGUCUGCUCGAGCUUCAGCCUCCCUCUGAUGACGCAUGUAGCCGCCUACAAGCUAGAGUAGUUCACGUUGCACUAGAAUCUGCCAAAUAUACCACGCUAUCCUAUGUCUGGGGUGACCAGUCCCAGGGCCGGAUAGACAUCGAGAUUACCUACUGCCUAACAACAAAAUACGGAAACGUAGAGGCUGGAAUUGUCAAAACCACUAUUGGCCAAAAUCUGGGUUCAGCGCUUUAUCACCUCCGGCAACCAAGACCGCUCAUGCUUUGGAUAGAUGCAAUAUGCAUUGACCAGGAGAAUGAGAGCGAAAAGACUGACCAGGUGAAACUAAUGUUUCAAAUCUAUAAGGGCUCCAUCGAGACUAUUGUGUGGCUAGGUCCGCCGGGUCCGCACACUGAUGUCGCCAUGGAAACCAUGACGGAUAUUGGCACGCAGUUCGGCAAGUUCUACUUUCGAGAAUUUCCUGAGCUCUCUGCGUCUUUAUGCAAGCGGGAGCAACAUGUUAAAAAAGGGGGGGAUCAUAAACCUUCUCUUUACUCUGCUAUCAAACGCUUACUGGAAUCCGCCGAGCCUAUGGAUGAUAAUGGCCAACCACUCGACCUUUUCUUCCUCAACAUGAAUAACCAUGUCGCCAAAGCCGGCCGAGACGAAGAUUCGGGUGUCUUGGUUGGGUUAAGAGACCUCUGGAGUAGAACAUGGUGGCACAGGAUCUGGGUCAUCCAAGAAUAUGUUGCUGCGCAGCAGAUACGGUUCUUAUGCGGCCAUGCGCAUAUUACUUCAGAGCAUAUGUGGCUCACAGCUACACUGUAUCGGGCAUACACUGACCAAUUCCUCAACCAGUCCUUGGUGGCAGAGGAUGAGAGAUGUCUGCCUGCAUUCACAACCUACGAUCAUCCAAGAAUCAUGGAAUUCCGCCAUGACUCCCAGGCGAUGCUCCUCGGCCGUCCGCUGCAGUACAUUCUGGAAACUGUGCAUGGGCAGCUACAGCUUCAACCUCCUACUGACCCAAGAGACAAUGUGUACGCUCUACUUGGGCUUGCCGCCGACACACUGGGUGUGUCCCCGGACUAUUCCAGAAGCCUUGAAGAUGUUUUUAUCGAUGUGACAGAAGCUCUUCUUCUGGAAGUCGAUGGGACUCGUGCUUUAGUGCUUUGUAAUCCGCCAGUAUCCUCCGCUGAAUUACCGUCCUUCGCCAUUGACUGGCGGGUAAUUGGGGAAAACUUAUACUACUUCUUGAAUCAUCGUAGCCUCCACAGCUUUCAGCGACCUGCCGCCGUCACUUUUCAGUUCAUGGAUGUAGACGAAUUGGAAUCAAGAGGGCCGCGCAUACGGCUCACGGGGCAUACGUUAAGUAGAGUGCAGAGAACUACACUCUCACUUGGUGCUAUUGAGGAACGAGUACGUACUCUGGGGUACGAAGAAGCAAAAGAGUACGACUUCAAAGUCAGAUUCUGGCACGAAUGGAUCAUGAUUGCAUACGAACUCUUCUGCUCUCUCCCGCAGGGAACCGUCCCCUCUAAUGCAGUUGCCGCUACUCAGGAGAUGGUCAAUAUCUUUGCCAAUAGAAUGGGUGUGACAAAUCAAAUGGAGCUGAACCAAGCGGUGGCAGUUGCGCUUACGGUCGACGCAGAAUCCGCUAUUCGUGCAUGGUCACAUCGAGUCUGGCUGUCCCGCAUUGACAUAUUCUAUCGCUGCCGCUCACCUACAGCAACACUGUUUGCGACGGAGAAUGGCUUGGUUGGUCACAUUUCAUCGCCAGUAGAGCCCGACGAUCACUUGGUAGCAUUUUAUGGCUGUAACGUUCCGUUUGUCAUACGAGAGGUGGAAAGGGGAGUUUAUCGGCUGGUUGGACCAUGUGUAGUUCCGGGACUGCUGUCCAAAAGGAAUGCCGACCAUAUAUUAGAGACGGAGACUGAAGAAUAUGUGCUUGUAUAA